Messenger RNA from Exophiala xenobiotica, 4089 nucleotides. RefSeq lists its product as uncharacterized. Gene Ontology annotation, biological process: microtubule-based movement; mitotic spindle assembly. Gene Ontology annotation, cellular component: nucleus; spindle microtubule. Gene Ontology annotation, molecular function: microtubule binding; ATP binding; plus-end-directed microtubule motor activity. The coding region runs from base 111 to 3767 and encodes 1218 amino acids. The record is from RefSeq and is a predicted model, not a curated record. NCBI's taxonomy places the organism in Eukaryota, Fungi, Ascomycota, Eurotiomycetes, Chaetothyriales, Herpotrichiellaceae. The transcript is spliced from 2 exons.
AUUCAGCCCACGAGCCCUGCAUUUCACUAUUUUCACUCGCAAAUGCCCUUCUACCUUCUGCGUCGCACGGUAGCUGUCGAAGUUACCACGUAUCGCUCGCCACCACCAUCAUGGUAGGGCCACAGCGACCUACCUUUUCGAGUCGAAGUUCGAUGCGCCCUCCUCCCCGUCCACAUGCAACUCAACAUGGCUCGAUGACGGGCCGCGCGCCCUCCCCAGCAGAAUCAGUCACGUCGAACGUGGGCACAAAGAGGAAGGAGAGAGAUUUUGACCAAGACCAUGGCGAAGAGACCAACAUCCAUGUGGUGGUGCGAUGUCGCGGCCGCAGCGAGCGAGAAGUGCGAGAAAACAGCGGGGUCGUGGUGUCAACUACAGGUGUUAGAGGCAAGACGGUGGAAUUGUCGAUGGGACCCAAUGCGAUCAGUAAUAAGACAUACCAUUUCGACAAGGUCUUUUCCCCUGCAGCUGAUCAGACAAUCAUUUAUGAAGAUGUGGUGGCACCGAUACUAAACGAGAUGCUUACUGGUUUCAAUUGUACAAUCUUUGCGUACGGCCAAACAGGCACAGGCAAGACAUAUACCAUGUCGGGCGAUAUGACUGAUACAUAUGGACUCCUCUCUGACGCGGCUGGUAUUAUCCCAAGGGUACUCUAUUCGUUGUUUCAGAGAUUGGAAGCAGAUGAACUGGAGUGCUCAGUCAAGUGCUCGUUCAUCGAGUUGUAUAAUGAAGAGUUGCGGGAUCUAUUAUCGCUCGAUGAUACUGUCAAGCUCAAAAUCUACGAUGAUGCCAACAAGAAGAGCCACUCUGCGACAGUCGUGCAGGGAAUGGAGGAAUCGCACAUCAACAGCGCAGCAGCAGGCAUCAAGCUGCUCCAAAGAGGCAGCCACAGACGGCAAGUCGCCGCUACGAAGUGCAACGAUCUCAGCUCCCGAAGCCAUACUGUUUUUACCAUCACAACCUACGUCAAGAAGCCGAACGAGACUGGUGACGAUUUCAUCUGUGCUGGAAAACUCAAUCUCGUCGACCUGGCAGGCAGUGAAAAUAUCCAAAGAAGUGGAGCAGAAAACAAGAGAGCUGCGGAAGCCGGAUUGAUCAAUAAGAGCUUGCUAACGCUUGGAAGAGUGAUCAAUGCUCUCGUGGACAAGAGCGCACACAUUCCCUAUCGGGAAUCCAAACUCACAAGAUUGCUCCAAGAUUCAUUGGGUGGCAGGACGAAGACAUGUAUCAUUGCGACAGUAUCCCCGGCAAAGAGUAAUCUCGAAGAGACAAUAUCCACACUCGACUAUGCUUUCAGAGCAAAGAACAUUCGAAACAAACCACAAGUCAACUCGACGAUCUCGAAGAAAACAUUACUUAAGGAGUUCACCAAUGAGAUUGAAAAGCUGAAGAGCGAAUUGAUUGCCACUCGACAGCGCAAUGGCGUGUACCUGACGAAUGAUCAAUACGAGGAGAUCACCGUUGAGAGCGAGUCCAGAAGGAUCCUUAGUGAGGAGCAAAAGGCACGCAUCGAGACGAUGGAAGUCAAUCUGCGCAAUAAGGUCCAGGAAUUGUUCAGUUUGACCAACAAUUUCACAAUGCUCAAGCGAGACAAUGAAGCAACACGCUCGACGCUGGAAAGCGCCAAAGAUGUCCUCGUAAAAACUGAAGCAGUGCUUGCCGAUACCGAGCGAAACCUCCUCGAAGAGACCGUACUCCGACAAGCACACGAAGCAACAGAAGAGGAACUGUUCGGCAUUGGAACAGAACUGGUUUCGUCCAUGGGGAGAACCGUGGGAGACAUCAAUGGUCUCCACGCAAAACUGAGGCGGCGGUCUGACCUUCACAUCCAGAAUCAUGAGUCAUGGAUGGCCUCGAUUGGACGGAUCACUACGGUUUCGGACCUUCUGGAUGCCCGAAUAGAGAACUUUCAGAAUACUUACGCUGAGAUGAUCCGAGCCAGCAAAGAGCGUGUCGAGGCAUUUCUUGCGGCGCAAAAAGCGCAUCUGACGAGCUCGGCACAGCUGGCCCUGUCAAAAGGAUCAGAAAUUGAGCAGGCUUGUCGAGCGAUCGACAAUCAGUCGUCUAAGGCACGGGAUGACAUGAAUUCCGUGCUUGAAGAGAUCAAAGAGCUGCGUGAAACCGUCAAGGACAAAGUUGGCGAAGGUCUCCAGGGAUUGUCUCAAGCAGCAGGCAAAAUCUCUGCGGAAGUGAUCUUAGAACUUGAAUAUUUCCACACUCAGCUGCACACAUCUUACAGUGGUCUUGGGAAAGAUGUCAAGACGAUGUUUGAUGAGCUCACGAAGGAGCUCUCCGCUCAGCGGGAGGAGGCGGAUACAUUGAGAUUUACGCUCCAGGAGGCCAAUCGAGCAAACAUCGAAGCACAAUUGGCCACUUCAACUCAGCUUCAGGCGAUCCGCGAUGAUGAAAGAAGAAUCGCCGAGGAAGAGAAGGAAAAGUUGAAGGAGCAUAUCUUCCAACUCAUUGAUUCCUCAUCUCAGCGGCAGCAGGAAAGAUUAUCUGACGGUCUGAUUAAGACUCAGACUAGUCUUGUUGAGGCAGUUGAACAUUUCGAGGAUGCUGACAAGAGCUAUCGUGAUGGAAUGGACAGAUGGGCCCAGGAUGAUACGAAGUUGAUGACCAACGUGGUCAAAGCUAGAGAGGAUGUCAAGACCAGGAUGAAAGGAGACUGGACGGCAAUCAACACGCGGAAUUCGGCGAUACAGAAAUCCACAAAGGCGAUACAAGAAGACACCACAAAGAUCGUCGAUGCGCAGCUCGCUCAGAUGGCGACUCAAAUGGCCGCUUUGGAUGACUUCGUGACCAGAGCACGAUCUCAGAACGACACCAACCACACCCAGCGGAUCCAGAGCCUGGACAAGAUGGCGUCUGACGCCCGUGGGGCCUUCGUCGAGCUUGAGAAAGGCUCGAACGAGCACAAGACUAAGCUAGAAAAUUUCGAGCAGGAGACCAGCUCGCACUCAGACGGAGCAGAACUCUUCAAUGCUCUGGAAGACGACAUUCGCCCGCAUCUGCAAGACUUGAGAUCAGAGGUAUCAAGAUCCGCAUUCGCAGAAUAUAUACCGACGGGCGAGACCCCCCAAAAGCGAGACUGGAACUAUCCGAUCACUCUCCCACGAACAGAAAGUCACGAAUCCAUCGUCGCGAGGUUACGAGGCCUACCUGAUCCGUAUGUAGCAUCGAAGACACCGUCCGCGAAAACACCAGGCCGCUCGCCCCGCAAACAAACGUCCCCUAGAAAGGGACAAGGCUUCGGUGCUGUCGGCGGCUCCCCCAGCAAGGCAGCAAGUCCGAGUAAGACGAAGGUCUUCAACGACGUUGGCUCCUCCACGAGCCAACAACAAGCCACGUUCCCGCAGAGCCAAGGAACAAUCCUGGCUGUAUCACUCGAACAAUCACAAUCACAGUCAAAGCCGGGUCUGGGCCUGAAAGAAAUAGACAUCAACCUUAUUGGCCGACCACCUUCGAGUUCUUCGGCGCCUGCGCUUGCUAAUGGUGCGAGUGAAGGUAAAGAAAAAGAACGACCCGUGCUGCUGGACUUUAGUAAGAGUUUAGGCUCUGGGACGGGACAGCCGCCGCUUAAGAGACAUGCGACUACGAACGCGGUCGUUGAGAGCAAGUUGCCCACAGCGAGGAAGUUGGGACGGGCGAAGAGUACCGUUGCUGGAACGGGGAUGGGCAUGGGCAUGGGUGGCGGAGUGGAGAAUUUCAGUCAGUCAAUUGGACCUGCAGGCGGUGGGAGGAGGUUGAGGAGCAGUCCGCCUGAGUAAUGGAGGAAGGUCUCGAGUCUCCAUCUUUGAGCUUUGAGCAACUCGAGUAAGCCCGAGUCUCCCACGACAGGGUAUGAAGUAUGGGUGUGCUGUUUUGGUUUUCAUUUGGUUGGGUUUGGGUUCAGAUUGAGUCGAAUCGGGUUGGAUUGCUACGAGAUACCCCUUCUGUAUGUGAGUUUCGUCUGUUGGUACAGGUAUCAUAACGAGGAUGGAGGCGUGCGUUAGAUCGAUUCCGAAGCGACUGAUGUUAAUGCGGCUUUGUAGUAGUACCUUACCUUACCUUACCUUAGGUAGGCUAGAAAUAUAUUGCCUUUGGCUGAUA